AGGGCUGGAGAUCAGCUGCAGACACUUCAGCUACAAGCGUAUCAGGAGACCUGAGGUGUUAUAGGCGCUCAGUGCAAAGCAGCUUCGGACACCAACCUAUAGGAGAGCAUGGCUGUUUGGAGGAGCAGGUCACACAGCUUUGGAUCACGUCCCAACAUGAGUGAUGCACCUUCUGAAGUAAGAAUUGUGCUUUUGGGAAACACAGGAUCUAGGAAGAGCAGCACAGGAAAAGUUAUCCUGGGGGAAGAGAACGAGUCAGUGAAGAUGGUACUGAAGUGGUUUGGGGAGGAAGCCCUGAAACACACAGGUGUCCUCUUCACACAGGCUGAUGAGCUUAAAGAAAACCAAACCACUGAGGAAUAUGUGAAGGAGAACAAGGAUCUGAAGGAACUUGUUGAUAAGUGUGGAGGCCGAGUCCAUGUCAUUCACUCUAAGCACUGGAACAGAAAAGAUAAAAAUGCUCAGUCUGCAGAUCUCGUGGAACAACUACAGCAAGUGAUGAUAGAGAGGAGAGAAGCUGGGGAAUCACAGGCUGUUCAGACACUGGAGGAAAUGAAGAAUUGGCUGCUAGAACAAAGAUCAUCACACCUGAUCAGGAACCAGGCCAAGCGUCAGGAGGACCUUCAAGCUCUGAUGGAAACCUGGAUGAAUCAGAGUACAGGAGUAACAGCCUUCAGAUUAAACAGCUGCUGACAGCUAUAGAGAACAUGGUGACAAACAAUGGCAGCAGUCAUUACACAAAUAAAUCGCUCCAGGUAAUAGCAGAAAUGGAGGUGAAAAAGACAAAAGAAGAGAUGGAGGAGAGAGGAGAGGAAGCAGGGGAGUCUGAGAUCAGGAGAAGAGCAAGAGAGAGAGUGAGCUGGGGCAGUUGGGGCAGCAGGAGUUGCAGAAGCUGGGGCAGUUGGGCAUUAGGAGCAGGAG
This is a messenger RNA of Brienomyrus brachyistius, 921 nucleotides long. Its product is annotated as GTPase IMAP family member 2-like. NCBI's taxonomy places the organism in Eukaryota, Metazoa, Chordata, Actinopteri, Osteoglossiformes, Mormyridae. The transcript is spliced from 4 exons. Gene Ontology annotation, molecular function: GTP binding. The coding region runs from base 109 to 693 and encodes 194 amino acids. The record is from RefSeq and is a predicted model, not a curated record.